Messenger RNA from Trichomonas vaginalis G3, 492 nucleotides. Its product is annotated as protein transport. Gene Ontology annotation, biological process: protein transport; vesicle-mediated transport. The coding region runs from base 1 to 492 and encodes 163 amino acids. The transcript has a single exon. Lineage: Eukaryota; Parabasalia; Trichomonadida; Trichomonadidae. Gene Ontology annotation, cellular component: intracellular membrane-bounded organelle. The record is from RefSeq and is a predicted model, not a curated record.
AUGAUCUACGGAUUUUUCGUCAUUAACGAGAACGGUGAUAUUCGCCUUGCUCGUGCUUAUGUAGAGGUGAGUCAAGAGACAAGAAACCGCCUCGCUCAUGAAGUUUUUCGCAUGGUUUCCACUCGUGCUUCAAAUCUUUGCAACAUUCUUCCUGGAGAUGGUAUUACAAGCUACGAAUUUCAACGUAAGGUAUCUAUUGUCUAUCGUGCAUACGCUUCCUUAUUCGUUAUCACAGUUGUUGAUGAAUGCGAAAAUCCAUUAGCUAUGUUGGAUAUUAUUCAUACAUUUGUUGAAGUUCUUAAUGGAUGCUUCAAGGAUGUCUCUGAAGUUCAACUGGCUUUCAACCCAGACAAAGCUUUACAAGUUCUUGAUUCUUUGAUCAAUGGAGGAUUGAUCUUUGAGACGCAAACUGAUGUAGCAUUGUCUCGUCUUGCAGAAGAAAAUGCUCAGGAUAAGCGCUUUGGCAUUAAAAUGAACAUUCCAGCUAAAUAA